Molecule: messenger RNA, 3405 nt
Organism: Adelges cooleyi (spruce gall adelgid)
Lineage: Eukaryota; Metazoa; Arthropoda; Insecta; Hemiptera; Adelgidae
Exons: 1
Coding region: 1-3405 (1134 amino acids)
Biological process (GO): proteolysis
Molecular function (GO): aspartic-type endopeptidase activity
Source: RefSeq, a predicted model, not a curated record
AUGACUAUGCCAGAGUCAAUCAAAUACGUCGACGCCAAGGCUCGAGUAGUGCGAGCAUUGGCCACCAUCACGAGGUUCACAAAGGCAACAAAUGAGUAUCUCGCCGAACAAACCAGUACCAGCAAACGGGCAAAGGUAGAAACCAUGCUCUUAGAACUGAACAGUCUGCGUGCCCGAGUCGAAAAAGACAUUCAAAUCAUGGAAACUGCAGUGGGAUCUAAAACAGCGCCUAUCGACGUCACUGAUAAUUCUUGUAGCACUUCGCUAAGUGAUUCAUUCGACCAACUCUAUUAUGAUCUUAUAGCUAUGGCUCACAUACAUAAUAUUCCAUUGGCUAAACAAGUCGAAAUCACGCAAACGUUCAGUAACCAGACCACUCAAUCCGGGAAUUCGUCGUUGUACCAACUGCCUAAACGCAAGUUUCCCACCUUUUCCGGAAGUCUAAAAGAGUGGCAAGGUUUCGAUGAUUUGUUUAACUCAAUACUGUCUCAUUCACCAGAACUUCAAGAUGUUGAGAAAUUUGAGUUUCUAAAAACAGCGCUAGAAGGAGAAGCUCUUUCCCUUAUAGCGCAUCUUGCGUUGACCUCAGCCAAUUAUCAAAGUGCAUGGACGAUCUUGCGAAGCAGGUACGGGAACAAACGUGAUUUAGCACGUAUCCAUUUAGACGCACUAUUGGUGCCUCAAAAGGUUACUUUUACCAAUGCCGGCUCAAUCAAACACAUAAUCAACAUCAUUCAAGAACAUACUGCCGCAUUAGACAACUUAAAUUUUGUCACUCGCCAGUGGGGGCCAAUUUUGGUUCACAUAUUCGAACAACACCUGGAUUAUGAGUUGCGGUCUCGCUGGGAGUUACGGGUUGGCGAAAAUCAUGCUCCCACGGUAAACGAAUUUGUGGACUUCCUAAAAAAUCAUAUCCGAUCGGCAGAAGUUCAUCCGUCUGGUUCUACAUCAACAAGUAAUGCCAUGAAACCAUCCUUCAAAAACCCCAGUUCAAGAACUAACCAUCGUCAAUCGACCAGAGUUCUAACUACAACUGUUGCACAGACGCCCAGCACCAAAUGUGCAUUAUGCAAAGCGGUCCAUUCAAUACGUCAAUGCCCAACGUUUCUUAAGGACUCUCCUACUGAACGGUUUCAAGUAACAAAGUCGUUAAAUCUCUGCAUAAAUUGUUUAGGCGCUGGUCACUCGUCAACAUCAUGUCCCUCAAAAAACACGUGUAAAUCCUGUCGGAAACAUCAUCACUCACUACUUCAUUUCCACGAAAAGAUGCCAUCAAGUGACGAUACUGUUCCGCCAACCUCAAUGGUAGCGACACAUCCUCGACCACGAUCUGUUCUACUAUCAACCUUACUGGUCAAUAUCUCGUCGAUAAACAAGGAAACCUAUACUUUCCGAGCACUAUUGGACACCGGAUCCCAGGUCAGCUUUAUAACAAAAAAUUGUGCUGAUCGCCUGUCACUAACUCAACGCCGCUGUUCGUCUAAAGUAAACACUUUCUCCGGGACGUCAGUAAACGCAGUGUCUGGCAAAAUAUCAAUCGAGCUGGUACCAGUGGGUAAAACUGAGCCCCGCAUCUCGCUCGAUGUCUUUGUGGUUAACAAAAUUACCGAUGCAACACCGCAGUCAAGUCUUUCGUUCACUUCAUGGUCUCACAUCAGCAACUUGGAAUUAGCAGAUCCGACGUUUCAUCUAUCUGGUCCAGUUGACAUCUUAUUAGGAGCUGAUGUCGCACCAACCAUACUGACUGGCACCCGCGUCGCAGGGCAUCCAUCAGAACCAACAGCCUUUGGUACCAUAUUUGGAUGGAUUUUGAUGGGACCAAUAUCACAAACAUCCAACAAACCAGCUACCUCAUUGUUAGUGACCACAACCGAAACACUAGAACAAUCGCUAACACGGUUUUGGGAGAUGGAGGAGGCACCAAAGGUACAACACCUUAGUCCUGACGAAGUUCAGGCGGAAACCAUCUUUACAUCUUCAAUAAAACGCCUAGCCUCUGGACGGUUCAGUGUUGCCAUACCAUUCAAACAUCCGCGUCCAUUACUUGGAGAUUCCAAAAGUGGAGCGCUUAGAAGAUUUCAUGCUCUCGAACGGCGUCUGUCUCAAGAUCCAAAUUUGGGCAGUCAAUACGCAGAUUUUAUGCGAGAUUACUUAGAAAGUAAACACAUGGAAGUGGUUCCUGCAAGCAAUAAAAUUAUUCCGUAUUGCUAUUAUAUACCGCAUCAUUGUAUCCUUCGUCCGGAAAGUCAAACUACAAAACUUCGUGUAGUUUUCGACGCCUCAGCUCGAACUACAACUGGGCAGUCAUUGAAUUCCAGCGUGUACACAGGGCAGAAGUUACAGCAGGAGAUGAUACAAAUUUUGAUUCGAGCUCGAGUAAAUAAAUUUGUAUUCACUGCAGAUGUUAAGCAGAUGUAUCGACAAAUCCAAAUCCAUCCAACCGACCGAGACUAUUUGCGCAUUCUUUGGCGCUUUAAAUCAGACUCACCAAUCCAAGAAUAUCGCCUGUGUACAGUCACAUAUGGAACCUCGUGUGCUCCUCACCAAGCCUUGCGUACGAUGCAGUACCUGGCGACAAUGGAAGAGUCAAACUUUCCAAUUGCUGCUAACGUGCUGAAGAACGACAUGUUUGUUGACGACAUUCUUACCGGCGCCCAGUCAGAAGAAGACACACUUUUCUGUCAACAACAGGUGAUUGCUCUGUGUGCUCAAGGGAAAUUCCAACUGAGAAAAUGGGCUAGUAAUCUACCCAGCGUCUUGAAAGCUGUGCCCGCCACUGAUUGUUCCAUGGAUCCCGCGGUAUUGUUUGACGACGACGGACAAGCAACACUCAAGAUCCUCGGCAUGCAUUGGAACCCUAAGCAGGACUAUUUUUCAUACAAUUAUCAUAGUCCGAGCCUUACGACCACAAAACGUUCGAUUCUAUCAGAUAUGGCACGUAUCUUCGACCCAUUAGGUUUCUUGGCACCUGUUAUUUUCCUGGCCAAAUAUGUAAUGCAACUAUUAUGGACGUCCGGAAUUGGAUGGGACGAUCCCGUUCCCGAGCAAAUACUAAUGAUGUGGAAACGGUAUCAACAAGAGCUUAAGUGCAUACAGACAUUGACUAUCCCUCGUCGGAUCACGUCGGAUGGACAUCCAUCGUAUGAGUUACAUACUUUUUCCGAUAGCUCCGAAAAGGGAUAUGCCGCUGCAGUUUAUCUACGGUGUAACAAUGGUUCCAUGGUCCAAUGCUACCUCAUCACGGCAAAAUCGAAGGUAGCCCCCUUAAACGCGUCACCAUUCCACGUUUGGAACUCUGCGGCGCCCUACUCGCCGCAAGACUGUUGCGCUCAGUACAUGACAUUCUUGUCUCCAUCAUCCACAUCACUGCAAUGCAUGCUUGGACCGAUUCAACCACAGCUCUAG